Molecule: messenger RNA, 1200 nt
Organism: Ruditapes philippinarum (Manila clam)
Lineage: Eukaryota; Metazoa; Mollusca; Bivalvia; Venerida; Veneridae
Product: myb-like protein Z
Exons: 1
Coding region: 1-1200 (399 amino acids)
Source: RefSeq, a predicted model, not a curated record
AUGGCACAAAAUCAAAUUGAUAUGGACAUUGAUGUCCAUGUAGACCAUACAAAUACAGAUAGAGAUGAUUCUUUAUCUCAAGACUCAGACUAUUCAAGACCAGCCUCUUUGGCACAAGACAAUAUUAGCCAAUCUGAAGCUAAAAUGCUUGAGAUUGCUACACAAAUGAAAAAUGCUCUCACUUCAAUGGGAGAAGCUGUAGACCAGAGACUUAAAAACAUAGAAAGAAGACAAGAUAUAUUUGAAAAUAGAAAUUCAAAUUCUACUGACAUACCUAGUAGUAAUUUAUCUUAUGAUGACCAGACCUCUUCAUAUAGAAUGUCAAAUACAAACACUAUCAAAGUGAAACCUCCAACUUUUGAUGGUACUGAAGACUUGAAUGAAUUUUUAAUAUCAUUCCAAAUUUGUAGUGAUUUAAAUAAUUGGAACAUUAGAUCCAAAGGAUUAUGCCUAGCUAGCUGUUUAAAAGGUGAUGCCCGAUCAAUGUUGACUGAGAUUGAUACAAGAGACCAUUGUGACUAUAAACUGCUAGUUGACCUACUUAACCAACGUUAUGGUCCAGCCAAUAGAACAGACAUUUUUAAAGCCAAACUUAAAACCAGAGUAAAACAAAAAGGGGAGACAAUUUCUCAAUUGUCACAAGAUAUAUACAGACUGACCAGAAACACUUAUGCCAGUGCUUCUAAAGAAGUAAUUGAGGCCAUAGCCUUAGAUCAUUUUAUUGAUGCUAUUACAGACUCAGAGAUUAGAUUAAGACUAAAGGAAAUAUCACCAAAAACCCUAUUAGAAGCUGAACAAGCAGCUAUUAGAUUAGAGGCUUUCCGUACAGCAGACAAACAAAGAAAUAAAUUAGUAGCAUCAGUCACUGACCCAGAACAGGAAAGAAAAUACCUAAAACUUGAUACCAUUUGCAAAUCAUUAGAGUCAAUUAAUAGAGACUUAAAUGACCUUAAAAGAGAUCAAUCUAACAGAUCCAUGACAAAUAGACAACAUGUUCCAAACAAUCAUUUCCAGAGAUCUAGACAAAACUUGCCCAGAUAUAGUAAUAACAAUCAGACAUACAAUGCCCACAGUAACAGAAAUAAUAGAAAUGAAAACUCCACAAGAAGACAAAAUUAUAAUCAGUCGGGAAACGCCAACCAAUCGACCUGGUGGCACACAAGUCGAUACAAUCAUAAGGGCCGACAAUCCAAUCAUUAA